AUGACAGAAACAGCUAGUGAUGUUCAGAAUCCUCAAGAGAAUGCUAAUAAUGAACAGCCACAAGGCGAAGUGAAAGAAGCAAUUCUUAAUAUUGCCGAAAAUUUAACUCCCAAUCAAGAUAACUCAGAAAGCGAAAACAAGAGCGCAACAAAUGAUCAAAACCCAUCUAAAGAGCAACAUGCUGGUGAAAUGCAUGAAGCUGCUGAAAAUCUUGCAGAUAAAUUAUUACCUAAACCAGAAAACAAUGAAACUGAGAAUCCACCAGAAAAUACUAACACAGAUAAGCUAUCUGAAGAAAACAAUACAUUAGCGGAAAAUAUUACUAAUAAAUUACUACCAAAAUCUGAAAAUAAUGAAACCGAACAGCCAAAGGAGAAUUCAGAGGAAAAUAAACCGUCAGAAGAAAUCCAUGAAGCUACUGAUAGUAUUGCCGAUAAAUUACUUCCAAAAUCAGAAAAUAACGAAACAGAAAAUCCAACAGAAGAAGCAAACCAAGAUAAACCAUCAGAAGAUAUUCAUGAAGCUGCCGAAAAUUUAACAGAAAAAUUACUUAGUAGCCCAGAAAAGAAAGAUGAAAGUGAAAAUGCAGAUUCAAAAGAAACCAGUUUAUCAAUGAAUAAAGAAAUCCAAGAAACAAUUGAUAAAUUACAGUCAAAUGAAAACGAAAACGAAGAAAAACCAGAAAAUUCCGAAAAUAUACCGGAAAACGGUGAAGAAGAGCAAAAAGAGAAUCCAAACGAUGUACCAAUAGUUGAAACAGACAAACCAUUAUCAAUCUUUACGGAACAUCCUGUUUUCGAAACAGAAACAAAUUCAGAUUCUCCAAGGGAGCCACCACGGAAUUCAAGUGCUUCAACAAGUCCAAGAAAUAAAAAUACUACACCAAGAUCUCCAAGGCCAAAGCCAAAAUACGUUCCUGCACCAAGAUACGUUCCCGAUCCAAACUUUGACGAGAAGACCCUGGACAAAUACGCUCUUGAAGCUGCCAAGCAAAAGGCUCCUCCUCUUGAAGCAACUCAGCCAACUUUGAAAUAUGCAGCUCAUAGAGUCGAAGAAUGCGUUAACGCACAGGAUUAUGACAAAGCAACCAUUUAUGAGUCAUCCAUUGAUUAUCUGCAUACAAUUUGCGAUAGAACUGCUUAUGAAGAAGCAAUUGAACGAGAAAAGCAGGAAAACAAGGAAAGACUUGAAAAAGCGAAAUCUACAGUUGACGAACUUAUCAAGAAGUGGGAUGAAGAGAUGAAAAAACAAGCUGAGAACCAUAAUAAAUUAUUAGAAGCAUUAAAACAGAGAAAUCAACAAGAACUUGAUGAAUUCGAACAAAAAUGGCAAAACGAAGAAUUCUUGGCCCAAUACAAUAAGCCAUCUGCAAGAUUACUUUCAAUGAGAUCAAUUGAACAAACAUUUGCAGCGGCGAAACUCUUUGAUAGAGCCAAAGAAGCCAAGAAACAAGCCGAUGAACUCCAAAAGGUUGAAACAGAGGAACAAAGAAGAAGAGCCAUGGAAGACAUGAAAGUUCAAUACGACACGAUCAUAGCAAAGCAAGAAAACGCUCUUGAUUGUUUCUCACAAUGGAGUGAACGUGAGAAAACAAAUAUGGAACUAAAGCGAGAAAAAGAGCUUUAUGGCUGGAGAAUGCUGAUUAAGAGAAUGGAAGGUCCUGCCGGCCAGAAUGCAAAGAUUAAACCUUUCCAGGAGACACAAGUUCUUGGUUCAAGGCCUCUGAAGAAGUCACAAACAAAGAAUGCCCCUGCUUUUUCAAUUGGCACAUUAACAUUGAAAAAUAUUAUCAAAUCACCAAAAGUUUCAUCGCCAAGGAAGAAAUAA
Trichomonas vaginalis G3 is the source of this 1827-nucleotide messenger RNA. RefSeq lists its product as uncharacterized. NCBI's taxonomy places the organism in Eukaryota, Parabasalia, Trichomonadida, Trichomonadidae. The transcript has a single exon. The coding region runs from base 1 to 1827 and encodes 608 amino acids. The record is from RefSeq and is a predicted model, not a curated record.